This is a messenger RNA of Arabis nemorensis, 417 nucleotides long. The record is from the annotation of a GenBank genome assembly. Lineage: Eukaryota; Viridiplantae; Streptophyta; Magnoliopsida; Brassicales; Brassicaceae.
AUGAAGUUCUUCAGGGUGAGGAGGAUAAGUCACAACAACCACCAUUUCGAGAACAACGACCAUAUCUGGUAUCCCCCACCACUUAAGGAUGGCACUGAGAGUAGUGGCUUUCUGUACGACGAAGAGGACAGUGAUAGUGAACACUUUGCGUCUGAGUUUUCAUUGAGCAUGAGCUUUUCUAGUCAUAAUCCAGCCAGAGAAGACCCUCUUAGAACUGUGGAAAAUGACCAACUUCGAGCUCUUGUGGCAGAGUUAUUACACGGAUACAACACCGACUGGCUGGACAUCGUUACUACUUUAGCACGGAAGGCUGCAAGUUUCAUUAAGCCAGAUACUACUAGCAUAGGCACCAGUAUGGAUCCUGGACAUUAUGUGAAAAUAAAAUGUUUGGCGUCGGGAAACCCAAACCAAAGGUAG